UCAAAACUCAAUCUACUCUUUCCUGCUCUCUCUCUCUCUAUCUCUCAAUUUCUCUUUCCCUCUCUCUGUGUGUGAGAUUUUGUUUGCUAUGGAGAACUGGGACUUGCAAGCUGUGGUGAGAGGGUGCAGUAACAACGACCUUGAAGGGUUUGCUUAUAAUACCAUGGAGUUCUCGCAGUCAUCUUGUUUUGGCUUCGCUCCUGUAACUAUUGAAGAAGAUGAUGAGAUUUUCCGGGCCUUUCCUCAACUGUUUGAUGCCACAACAGCUUUGGAUGAAUUGGAGGAGCUUUACAAGCCCUUCUACCCAAUUGUGCAGCCUAUUUCCCCAAUACCAAUUAUUCCUACCCCUCCGACAUUGCUGGUUCAGCAGGAUGUCACUGGACAAGAAAAAGAAGAGCCAAAGCUGAAAAGCGUGAAAGAAUCCUCACCCAUGUGCCGAAGAAGCAGGAAGACUCAGAACAAAAGGGUGGUGAAAGAGGUUAAGGAGCAGGAUUUGUUCUCGGACGUGUGGGCGUGGCGAAAAUAUGGGCAAAAACCGAUCAAGGGAUCACCAUAUCCGAGGAGCUAUUACAGGUGCAGUAGCUCAAAAGGAUGUUCAGCAAGAAAGCAAGUUGAAAGGAGCAAUUCCAAUCCGGAAUUGUUCAUUAUAACCUUCACUGCAGAACAUAACCAUGAUCGUCCUACUAGGCGGAACUCUCUUGCAGGCAGCACUAGAACCAAAUUCCCCAAAUCUCAGAACAAAGAAAAGAACAAACAUGAAUUAGUUCCUGUAAAAGAAGAAGCACAGAGACUGCCAGAAGAGUAUGAAGUUAGUCAAGAAAGCGCCAGAGAUGUGAUGUUUGUAGAUCAAGUUGUUUCAAGAAAGCACACGUGUGAAGGUUUGGAUAAAGAGUUGGAGGAAUUGAGCCAACUGAUGCCGGAACCAAUCAUGGCGGAUGGUUUCUUCUCUGAUCAGUUUUCCGACAGUUACUUUGAGAGUUUUUGGUUAUUUGGUCACUGUUCAAGUACUGUGACUGGAGCUUGCUGACCAGGAUGUAUACAUAAUUACAAAUACAGCUAUGGCUUAAUAUCGAGAAAAUAGAAUUCAAACUUCAUUUUUUUAAGUGAUAUAAAGAUGAGAUGUAAUUAGUAUAGUGACUCUCCAUUAUUAUCUAUAAUUUGGAUUAGGAUGCAUGACAUCACCUCUCUCAGUUUCAAUAUAUAUAAUUGGUGUACUUGAUAAUGUA
Messenger RNA from Argentina anserina (silverweed cinquefoil), 1226 nucleotides. RefSeq names its product probable WRKY transcription factor 29. The record is from RefSeq and is a predicted model, not a curated record. The coding region runs from base 89 to 1027 and encodes 312 amino acids. The transcript has 2 exons. NCBI's taxonomy places the organism in Eukaryota, Viridiplantae, Streptophyta, Magnoliopsida, Rosales, Rosaceae. Gene Ontology annotation, biological process: regulation of DNA-templated transcription. Gene Ontology annotation, cellular component: nucleus. Gene Ontology annotation, molecular function: transcription cis-regulatory region binding; DNA-binding transcription factor activity.